GGAAGGAAAAUCACAACAUUUCCUAAGGACCAGCCAUCACCCCCUCUUUCUCUCUCUAUCCAUAUCCAUGGCUUUCUCGGCUGCCAAACACUUAUCAUUCCUCUUCUUUCUUGCCCUCUUAUCUCCUCACCUCAUUCAUGCCAGAGACAGCCAAUUCUUCAGCAAAGUCACCAACAACAACAACAACAAUGCCAAAGAGACAGUAGUAGAAGUCCCCAACAAACAACAAGAACAACAGCCAAGCUUCAUCCCAGACAAUCAAACUGGCUAUGGCCUCUAUGGCCAUGAGUCUGGCCAACUCCCCCCCUCCACCACCACUGCUUCACCCUCCACCACCACCCCCACCACUGUUUCACCCUCCACCACCACCACCACCACCAACAACAACAGCCCAUACAAAACCCAAUCUGAAGAACCCUACACCUACUACACCAACAGCAACAAUAAGGAUUCAUAUGUGACUAAGUCUGACCCACAAGGCAUGAGUGACACUAGGUACAUGAACACAGUCUACACCACCACCCCUAGCACCACCACCACCACCAACACCAAGAACAACAACAACUACUACAACAACAAGGAUGGUUAUGUGACUGAGUCUGACCCACAAGGCAUGAGUGACACCAGAUACACGAACACAGCAUACACCACCACCCCCUCCACCACCACCACCAACAGCAACAACUACUACAAGAAGGAUGCGUAUGUGACUGAAUCUGACCCACAAGGCAUGAGUGACACAAGGUUCACUGACAGAGGCUACACCACCCCAAUCAGCAACUAUAACAACUAUUACAAUGGUGAAAACAACUACAAUUCUCAGCAACAAGGCUACACCACCCCCACCACCUCCACCAACACCAACACCAACUACUACAAUGGAGCCAACAACUACAAUGCUCAGCAACAAGGUUUGAGUGACACAAGCCUCAUGGACAGCCACUACACAACCACCACCACCCCCACUACCACCACCAACACCAACACCAACUACAAUACCCAGAGGCAAGGCAUGAGUGACACAAGGUUUGUGGAAAAUGGGAAGUACUAUUUUGAUGUCCGGAGUGAAAAUAAUUACCAAAAUGGAUACAACAAGGGGUAUUAUGGGAGCAAUGUGAACUCAUAUAAUCAGUACAACAACAACAACAACAACAACAACAUGGAGGGGUACCAGAACCAAGAGGAGUUCCAACAGAGUCAAGAAGAGUAUGUGCCUUGAGAUUUCAUCUACAAGAUAUCAAGUGAUGUUCAAUGCAUGUUUGAUUAUAUUGUAUGGUUUACUAGGAAAAGAAAAAAAAAAUUGGGAAGUAUAGAUUAAUUUAUGGGUUUGCUUGUGUUUUUUUUCAUAGUUUUCAUGCUUUGGAAAUCAGAAGUAUGAGAGUUUGAUUUUGUACUUCGUAAUAUGAACAAUUUAAUAAGUUGUAUAUUUACUCUCUUGGGAAAAUAUUUUCUGAGAAUUUUUUUUUUUCAGAAAAUAUUUUGUCGAUUUUUUU
Molecule: messenger RNA, 1493 nt
Organism: Camellia sinensis
Lineage: Eukaryota; Viridiplantae; Streptophyta; Magnoliopsida; Ericales; Theaceae
Source: RefSeq, a predicted model, not a curated record